AUGCCUGUGCAAACCAGCCCACCGUCACUCCCGGACUCGUUCCCGUCCUUGAUGUCGGUAUUCGGUGGAAUCUCGCCCAAAUUCGCCGAGGGUGAGGAGCAUAGCGCAGUACUCAAACCUCUCAGAGUUCCUCCACAUGUUACCGUCAAUACAUCUCGGCGUCCACUUCCCUUUCGGCACCGGACGAGUAUCUCGUCCGUGACUUCGGGAUCCACAGAUUCAUCUCCUACUACCACUAUCUCUACGUUCGACUCGCCAUUGGCCGCAGACACCACUCCCAGCUCUUCACCCGAAUCUCCAUCGGCGAUGCCAUUGUCGUUUCCCAAAUUUAUGCCACCCUCGCGCAAUAUUGAACAUCAAUCACUCUCGGGAGAGCCAAGUACCAUGUCGAAACCCUCGCAGGAUGUACUAAGCCGAGCGCGUCCGGAUUCUCCAGGUCGGCGGGCGCGCAAUCUCAAGAAUCUUUCCUUGAGAAUGCCUCCGCCGUCGCAAUCGGCGCGACCAGCUAUCGCAACAGCCUCGGUAGUUGAGACAGCCUCCCAGCGCAAUCUUUCCGCCCCACCCUCCCCCGCGCAUAUCCCUCCCAGAAGCAGUCGACGAAAGCCUGCAAAUCUCACUAUCCAAACUCCUGGAUUUGACAGAUCCUUCUCCAGCAAUGUCAUGGAAAUGGUCCCACCAACACCUGGUGGCCUCCAUUCCUUGAGACACACAGAGUCUUCGCCUUCUCUGACAUCAGUGUUCUCGCCGUCUUUUGGUCCCAAGGGGGGCAUGCAAUUGCCGCGACCAGUGACGCACCAUGGGAGCCGACGUCCGUCAGGAGCUUCGGAACAUAAUCUCUCGCCCCUUCAAUCGGCCGUCGAAGAGGGCUCACCUGCGGGUGGAGUCCUGCAUGAACUGGAGGAAGAAGAGGACCAUCUGGACUCGAGAGAGUCAACCCGGCGAAACGAGCGCGGCUAUCCGAAUGGUCCUGUGCAAAUAUACGAUUCCGGAGUCUAUCUUUAUUUGGAGCCGACGAUGCAAGAGGCUGCUCAAUUCGAUGUUGUUGUGAACGUUGCGAAGGAAGUUGCAAACCCAUUCGCUAUUGCCCGAGGGAAUAAUGGAACGGUGAUGAGCGCUUGGCGAAGUGCCUCAGCCGGCGCCAAACGCUCAUCGACUGCGGAGCCGCCGACUGCGGUCUCGGAAGUUUCUUUCAAGUCUGCCUUGGAGUACCCCCCAUCCGAGACUGAGUCUCCGGUCACGCCCUGCAGUGACUCUUCCCGGCCGGAAUAUAUCCACGUAGGCUGGGACCACAAUUCCGAGAUUUUGGACGACUUAUACCCACUGUGCGAGUUGAUCGAUUCCCGUGUUUCUGAGGGGAAGAAGGUCCUCAUUCACUGUCAACUGGGCGCUAGCCGAUCCGCCUCUCUAGUGAUUGCCUAUGGCCUUUACAAAAACCGGCACCUGGACUUUAAUUCCAUGUACGAAAUCGUGAAGGGACGGAGUCGCUGGGUUGGGCCCAACAUGAGUCUCAUCUAUCAAUUGACCGAUUUUCGCUCCAGGCUGCAGCAGCAGAGAGGUGCGUCCAAGCCUGCGCCGGAGGAAUGGUUUGUGAAUGGACCCCGAAGAGGCUCUGAACCCCAGCCUUCGAGAUCUGGAAGGACAACAGAAGCGAGUCUCACUCCUCCAGGCGGUAGUAGCUGCAACUCAGGCUACUCUAGGCUCGCAACCCCAGCCAGCUUGUCACAAACAUCCUCGGGUACUCUCUCUGUGCCCUCGACAGAGCGAUCCACGCCCCCGUCAGUCAGCCCCUGGAGGAUCCCCAAGUCUCUGUCUCACAAGCGAAGCUUGUCUCCUCGUCCUUUACCCCUUCGUCAGCGAUUCGAAACGGCACAGACGGCUGCAAAGGAUGUUGGGACGCGUUCUCUGGCACCGGCAGAUUCCUUUGAAAAAGACACUGUCGAGGAUCCGCUGGGCUUGUUUUCUCCACGGACGAGCCAAUUCCUGGCGCCGUCUCUUGCUCCUCCAUUCCCAGAUGGGCUGGAAGAUCGCCUUCCUGGCGGUCCUCCUUUUCGGACACAGACGGCAGACCCUCGGUCUCCCCCUCCUGGCAACGAGCGACUUAUAAUGAGGAAUAUUGAUGAAUUUUUAUAA
Aspergillus fischeri NRRL 181 is the source of this 2130-nucleotide messenger RNA. It is a transcript of the gene dspD, whose product is annotated as putative protein-tyrosine phosphatase. Gene Ontology annotation, cellular component: nucleus; cytosol; cytoplasm. Gene Ontology annotation, molecular function: protein tyrosine/threonine phosphatase activity; MAP kinase tyrosine/serine/threonine phosphatase activity. Lineage: Eukaryota; Fungi; Ascomycota; Eurotiomycetes; Eurotiales; Aspergillaceae. Bases 1 to 2130 code for a protein of 709 amino acids. The transcript has a single exon. The record is from RefSeq and is a predicted model, not a curated record. Gene Ontology annotation, biological process: protein dephosphorylation; negative regulation of MAPK cascade.